Messenger RNA from Lycium ferocissimum, 351 nucleotides. RefSeq lists its product as uncharacterized. The coding region runs from base 1 to 351 and encodes 116 amino acids. NCBI's taxonomy places the organism in Eukaryota, Viridiplantae, Streptophyta, Magnoliopsida, Solanales, Solanaceae. The transcript has 2 exons. The record is from RefSeq and is a predicted model, not a curated record.
AUGGAGAAGAUUGGGAAUGUUGAUAUUCGGGUAAAACGAUACCUAGAAGAUGCUGGAAGGGAUAAAUGGUCUAGGCUUUAUUCACCUGUUAACAGAGGAUGGACAAUGACUUCGAAUAUAGCCGAAUGUAUUAAUGGAAAACUGGUUGCUGCAAGAGAGUUACAUAUUUUUGAUUUCCUUGAAGAAGUGAGGAAGAUGUUUGGUAGAUGGAAUUGCACAAAUAGAAAAAAUGGUACCUACACAUUCACAACACUGAUGAGGCGGUAUCAAGAGAUGUUGUCGAUCAACGAGUACAAAUCAAUACGAAUGAGGGUUAAUGCUUGUUUAUUGGUUAAAUGGUUCUCGGGUUGA